AUAUGUAACCGAUAAGACUGGGUGAAAUGGUCAAAUUUGACGGCAACUUCAACUAAUCGUCGUGUGAGAAUGUUUGUCUUUUGGGUGUGAACGAGCGUCAGUGUGAGAGUAAGAGCAUGAUGAACGAUCGGAGCCGGUGAGUUGCCGUCAAACAGCAGCAGCAGCAGCCCAGUCCAGCGAAGCUGAAUCCAGCCACUGAAUCAAAGAAAAAUUAACAAAAUCGAACAUCAAUCCAAGUUGAAUACGCCGACGCCCCCGACCGAACAGUAGCAGCAGGCCUUUCACAAGGACAUCAGGCAUCCAUCAUCUAUCCAUCAGUUGUCUAACUGCCAAUUCCCUUCCCAUUGCCAUCAUCAUCGGCAUCGGCAUCGGCAUCGGCAUCGGCAUCGGCAUCAACACGCCACUGUCAACGCAAAAAAGGACCUAGCUUAGCUGUUGGCAAGGAGAACGAAGAAAAGGCGGUGGAGGUGGUGCAGGUGGUGGAGGCGUGGCGAGGCAGACGUCAGAGCACAGUUUAGCGUGUAGGCGUCAAAAUGCCUGGCGGACGACGUGGACUGGUUGCGCCGCAGAAUACAUUCCUUGAGAACAUCAUCCGGCGCUCCAAUUCGCAGCCGGACAGCUCGUUUCUAUUGGCAAAUGCACAAAUCGUUGACUUUCCCAUUGUGUACUGCAAUGAGUCCUUCUGCAAGAUCAGUGGCUACAAUCGAGCCGAGGUCAUGCAGAAGUCGUGCAGGUAUGUAUGCGGCUUCAUGUAUGGCGAGCUGACAGACAAAGAGACGGUGGGACGGCUGGAGUAUACACUGGAAAAUCAGCAACAGGAUCAAUUUGAAAUUCUCCUUUACAAAAAGAAUAAUUUGCAAUGUGGCUGCGCCCUAUCGCAGUUUGGCAAGGCACAAACUCAAGAAACCCCGCUAUGGCUUCUAUUGCAAGUGGCGCCCAUACGCAACGAAAGGGAUUUGGUUGUGUUAUUUCUGUUGACAUUUCGAGAUAUAACGGCCUUGAAGCAGCCCAUCGACAGCGAGGAUACGAAAGGUGUUUUAGGUCUCUCGAAAUUUGCAAAAUUGGCCCGUUCUGUGACGCGAAGUCGUCAAUUCAGUGCACAUUUGCCAACACUGAAGGAUCCCACAAAGCAGUCCAAUUUGGCGCAUAUGAUGUCCUUAAGUGCGGAUAUUAUGCCACAGUAUAGACAAGAAGCGCCAAAAACACCGCCACACAUACUCUUGCAUUAUUGUGCAUUUAAAGCAAUUUGGGACUGGGUGAUCUUGUGUUUAACAUUUUAUACAGCCAUCAUGGUGCCAUACAAUGUAGCGUUUAAAAAUAAAACCUCAGAGGAUGUUUCCUUACUUGUGGUGGAUUCCAUAGUCGAUGUUAUAUUCUUUAUAGAUAUUGUUUUAAAUUUCCACACAACUUUCGUGGGACCGGGCGGCGAGGUGGUCAGUGAUCCAAAAGUCAUACGUAUGAACUAUUUGAAAUCAUGGUUCAUCAUCGAUCUGUUAAGUUGCCUGCCCUACGAUGUCUUCAAUGCAUUUGAUCGUGAUGAAGAUGGCAUCGGUUCGUUAUUCAGUGCAUUGAAAGUGGUUCGUCUGUUGCGUCUGGGACGUGUGGUACGCAAAUUGGAUCGAUAUCUGGAAUAUGGAGCAGCAAUGCUUAUACUAUUGCUAUGCUUCUAUAUGCUGGUGGCCCAUUGGUUGGCCUGCAUUUGGUACUCAAUAGGACGCAGUGAUGCCGAUAAUGGCAUCCAAUAUAGUUGGCUUUGGAAACUUGCCAAUGUUACACAAUCGCCAUAUUCAUAUAUUUGGAGUAAUGACACGGGACCGGAACUAGUGAAUGGACCAUCCCGUAAGAGCAUGUAUGUGACAGCCUUAUAUUUCACAAUGACUUGCAUGACAUCGGUGGGCUUUGGCAAUGUCGCCGCGGAGACAGACAACGAGAAGGUGUUCACCAUCUGCAUGAUGAUCAUUGCAGCUUUACUCUAUGCCACAAUUUUUGGUCAUGUGACGACGAUCAUACAGCAAAUGACCUCGGCCACAGCCAAAUAUCAUGAUAUGCUCAAUAAUGUGAGGGAAUUUAUGAAAUUACACGAAGUACCCAAGGCCUUGAGUGAGCGUGUUAUGGACUAUGUUGUAUCCACUUGGGCCAUGACCAAAGGUCUUGAUACCGAAAAGGUACUAAACUAUUGUCCGAAAGAUAUGAAGGCUGACAUAUGUGUUCAUCUAAAUCGCAAAGUAUUUAACGAGCAUCCAGCAUUUCGUCUGGCCUCGGAUGGUUGUCUCCGCGCCUUAGCCAUGCACUUUAUGAUGUCGCACUCGGCGCCGGGCGAUUUGCUCUAUCAUACGGGCGAGAGUAUCGAUAGCCUCUGCUUUAUUGUGACAGGCAGCCUGGAGGUUAUACAGGAUGAUGAAGUUGUGGCAAUAUUGGGCAAAGGCGACGUCUUCGGCGAUCAAUUCUGGAAGGACUCGGCCGUUGGCCAGAGUGCCGCAAAUGUGCGUGCGCUGACCUAUUGUGAUUUGCAUGCCAUCAAACGUGAUAAAUUGCUCGAAGUCCUCGAUUUCUAUUCGGCAUUCGCGAAUAGUUUUGCACGCAAUCUGGUGCUCACCUAUAAUCUCAGACAUCGACUGAUUUUUCGCAAGGUGGCUGAUGUGAAGCGCGAAAAAGAAUUGGCCGAAAGGCGUAAGAACGAGCCGCAAUUGCCCCAGAAUCAGGAUCACUUAGUGCGUAAAAUAUUUUCCAAGUUCCGGCGGACACCUCAGGUUCAGGCUGGUAGCAAAGAGCUCGUCGGUUCCGGACAAAGUGAUGUUGAGAAGGGCGACGGCGAAGUGGAGCGCACCAAGCUACCUGCCAAACUAACAUUAACUGAGGACUCACGCAUCCUAACAACCGCCGCUGUACCCUCACCAUCGCCAUCACCCUCGCCCUCAUCGGGUCCACCAUCUGCACGUAGUACCCGUGCCAGUAAAUGGGGACGCCUUCUGGGCAGUUCAAGUGUCGAUUCAGCUAGCGAUACUAGCGCCAAGGUAGCCGUCUCGAGAAGUUUGAGCGCCCGCGAAAGUCUGCGUGAGAGCACUGCCCAAGUGAGGCAGAGUAGUACUUCGAGUAGCAAUGGUGGACAAGGCAAUAAAGUUUUCCCCAAGGCACCCAAAAUGCAGGCUAGCCAAGCUACCCUAGCACGCCAGGAUACCAUCGAUGAGGGCGGCGAGGUUGACUCCUCCCCGCCCAGUCGUGACAGUCGUGUGGUCAUGGAGGGCGGAGGAACCAACACAACCAACGCAGUCACCAUUGCCUCUGCCACAACUACGACCAUUGCAACAAGCAGCGGCGUCGGCGCAGGAGGAGCCAUUAUACAGAGUUCAGGUGCUGAUAGAAAUUUGGCACUGGAACGAGAACGUCAAAUUGAAAUGGCCAGCUCGCGGGCCACCACAUCGGACACGUAUGACACGGGACUACGGGAAACGCCGCCUACACUGGCGCAGCGUGAUCUAAUUGCCACCGUGUUGGACAUGAAGGUGGAUGUCCGGCUGGAACUGCAGCGCAUGCAGCAGCGUAUUGGACGCAUUGAGGAUCUAUUGGGGGAGCUGGUCAAACGACUGGGUCCACAGAUGCAGGCGGCGGCGGCGGAUAGUAGUGGUCAGACAACACCGGGUGAUGAGAUUUGCGCCGGUUGCGGUGCAGGAGGUGGCGGUGGCGGUGGCGGCACUCCGACAACACCAGCCACUGCAACGGCCACCACACCGGUGGACACUGUGAUAACCAUCUCAUCGCCCACAACUGGUGGAUCUUCUGCAACCGCAACGGGUGGAGCCGGAGCUGGCGCUGGCGCUGGCAGCGGUCUACUAAAUCCAGGCGUCCAAGUGGUGGCGAGCGCGGGAGGCAACGGCCUGGGGCCACUGAUGCUCAAGAAGCGACGCUCAAAGAGCAGGAAAGCACCGGCGCCUCCUAAGCAGCAACUCGCCAUGGCGGCCACUGCGGCCACCACGACCACAACGGGUCCACUGACUCUGACGGGUGCCCUUGGAUCUGGUACGACAACUGUGCAAGCGUCAGCGGCGACUGAAGCGUCAUUGCACUUGCGUCUGCUCGAAGAGGAUUUCACAGCGGCUCAGGCAUCGUCUGCAUCGGCAUCGGCGUCAACAGCGGCAGCGACAUCGCCGACAGGUGCCGUUUCACCUACUACAACGACAAACGUAGCGUUGCCCUUGAUGCCGCACUCUGUUGGCACGCCCACAACAACUGGAGCGGGCAGUGCAGCAACAACACCAACAUCUCCGAUAGGCGGCGGCGGCGGCAACGGCGGCAGCAGCAGAACCAGCAGCAGCAGCACCAAACGGGAAUUCCUCUAGCCAAAGAUACUCGAGCGUCAUCAGUCAAUGGGGGAUAACAGCAGCAGCAGCAACGUCGACUGAGCAGCAACGUCAAAGUGAACGGGAUCUCCCAGUCUAGCAAUAAGCUUAGUUAGUUCAAUAUACAAAAAGAAAAACAAAACUCUUUACACUCACUAUCUCUCGCUUUCUCUCUUCUUCGGAAUAGCAUGCUCUUGUUGGCGCUCUUUUUUACUCGCUCUCCCCUUUCUAACUCUCUCUCUCUCUCUCUAUCUCAAUACUUCUCACUGUCUACAUACAUACAUAUACAUAUGCGUAUGCUUACGCUAAUUUUCGGUCUGCUUUUUAGUCGAGAGUAUUUUCUCGGGUUUAUUAUUAUUAUUAUUA
Messenger RNA from Drosophila willistoni, 4703 nucleotides. RefSeq names its product potassium voltage-gated channel protein eag (gene eag). NCBI's taxonomy places the organism in Eukaryota, Metazoa, Arthropoda, Insecta, Diptera, Drosophilidae. Gene Ontology annotation, biological process: regulation of membrane potential; potassium ion transmembrane transport. Gene Ontology annotation, cellular component: membrane. Bases 534 to 4337 code for a protein of 1267 amino acids. The record is from RefSeq and is a predicted model, not a curated record. The transcript has 16 exons. Gene Ontology annotation, molecular function: voltage-gated potassium channel activity.